Penicillium argentinense is the source of this 1056-nucleotide messenger RNA. RefSeq lists its product as uncharacterized. Bases 1 to 1056 code for a protein of 351 amino acids. Lineage: Eukaryota; Fungi; Ascomycota; Eurotiomycetes; Eurotiales; Aspergillaceae. The record is from RefSeq and is a predicted model, not a curated record. The transcript has a single exon. Gene Ontology annotation, molecular function: oxidoreductase activity, acting on the CH-OH group of donors, NAD or NADP as acceptor.
AUGGCUGGAGAAUUGAUUUUCAUCACUGGCGCGACGGGAUUCAUCGGCAGCGCGACGGCCUUAGCCGCGCUCAAGGCAGGAUACCGACUGCGUAUUUGUCUUCGGAAGCCAUCCCAGAAGAUACAGGAUCUUUUGUCUGAAUACAGCGACCGAAUCGAGUUCGUGAUCGUUCCCGACAUCGCCGACGAAAGGGCCUUCCGUGGGAAGCUGGAUGGAGCAGACUAUGUCUUACAUCUGGCCUCCCCACUGACGCAUGGCACAAACAAGGAGACCUACUUUUCUCCCGCUGUGAAAGGCACCAUCGCUGUUCUCAAGGAGGCAGCAGAGGUGUUCAGCAUCAAAAAGGUCGUCGUUACGUCGUCCAUUGCCGCGUUGAUUCCCAUGACCGGGAUUCCCUGCGAUGGCGUCGUCAAGGGUAGGAGACUCGACUCACUACAUGAUAAAACUGUCAAAAGCAACCCUAACAUUCACUUCUUAGAGGACAAUGAUUGGGACUUCAGUGUCGAUGAAGCAGCCAACUUUGACGACCCCGCUAACCCUGCUGCCACACCAAUGAAACUAUAUCAUGCGUCCAAGUUGCUGGCCAACAACGCCACCUGGAAAUAUUGGGAGACCACGAGGCCCCAUUACUCUCUGGUAACUCUACAUCCAUCAUUCGUAUAUGGACACAACCUCGUGCAGACAUCCGCAGAGGGUGUGAGUGGAUCAUCCAAUGGUAUCCUCUGGAAAACAGUUAUGGGCGGAGUAGCCGCCUCCAACGUCACCGGCGUGCAUAUUCAAGAUGUUGCCGAUGCACACAUCAAGGCACUCAGUCCGAAGAUUGCAGAUGGCUCCAGAUAUCUUAUUUCUGGGAACCAAACAACAUGGAAAGAGAUCGCGCAGAUUGUGCUGCGCGACUAUCCCGAUGUGGGGGCAAAGAUCGCUACAGAUCUGGAGGGUGAGUCCUGGCCAACGAAUACGACCAAAGCUGAGAGUGAAUUGGGCAUCAGUUGGCGCCCUUUUGAGCACAUUGUACACGAGGUGAUGGAUCAACAGCUACAAUUUCUUUCGGAUUGA